ACCCGUCAAUUUUUUUUUUUUGAAAAUUUGAUUAGCAGCAAAGAAAUAAUGUAAAUUUCAAAAACGUACAAUUCGUUGUUUUUCUACUGCGAAUACACAGGCGAUGGAACCAAGUCGCACGCGAGUUUGCAUUUGCUAUUUGAUAUCGACAUUGCUAAUAGGUUUCUUCAUCUAUAUACUGGUCUCGAGCAAUUUGGAGAACAGACGCAAACUCGGCCGACUGCGCGAGGAUGUAGAUGAGAUUGCGCACGUUGUGCUGCAUGCUGCGCCGGGACAAGGUGAAACAAAACAUCUGAAUGAAAUUGUUGACGGUAUUCUGAAGAAGCGACUGGCCGGUAUUUGGGAUGAUUUGUAUGCGAUGAAAAAGCAGUUACGACUCACUGAGUGUGCGGGUGUACGGCUGUCAGCGCCACAGACCAUGGCCGAGGGUGGUGGUGGUGGUGGUGGUGGUGGUGGCGGCGGCGUCGGCGAUGGUGCGUUAGUGGAGCGAUCAAUGCGAGCGCGCGUCAAUUACGCAGCGGAAGAGUUGGGUGCGAAGGUGUAUGAUGUGAAGGCGGAGCCGCUUGAUAGCGGCAAUGUGGUGAGAUCAGUGCUAGGGCUGCAAUAUAGCGCAAAUCCGCCAAUAAAUAUGCUAAAGCCAGGAAUGGAGCCGGGUAAUUGCUUCGCCUUCAAGCGGGCACAGGCGGUGGUGACCAUCAAACUGGCACAGGCGAUAUACGUGGAGAGUUUCGAGUUGGAGCAUCUAUGUAAAGGCAAUGCGCCCAACAAUGAUACUAGCAGUGCGCCAAAGGACUUUGAGGUUUAUGGCAUCAUGGCCACUUCCUGGCAGGAAUUCAAAAUGGGCGAUUUUACGUAUGCAAAUCAGCAACCACCAGCGCAAAAUUUCGCUGUGCAGUGCGAAAAUAAAUAUCUUUACGUGCGCUUCAAGUUCAAGUCCAAUCAUGGGCAUGCAGAAUAUACCUGCGUUUAUCGUGUUGCAGUCUACGGUCGCAGUGAGAAGUAGUAAGGAGGCGGAUUUCAUAUUUUGGACAAUGAAUGCUAAGCGAUCCAGAAAUGCGUUUUAUAUGCAGCAUUAUUUUGUAUACAAUGUGUAUUAUGUACAUAACCCCGUAUAGUAUUUAUUAUGUGGAUUUUUUUUUUUUUUUGUUA
This is a messenger RNA of Rhagoletis zephyria (snowberry fruit fly), 1149 nucleotides long. RefSeq names its product sperm-associated antigen 4 (gene spag4). NCBI's taxonomy places the organism in Eukaryota, Metazoa, Arthropoda, Insecta, Diptera, Tephritidae. Gene Ontology annotation, cellular component: nuclear envelope; meiotic nuclear membrane microtubule tethering complex. Gene Ontology annotation, molecular function: protein-membrane adaptor activity. The record is from RefSeq and is a predicted model, not a curated record.